AUGUCGCCCUUAGCAGACAAUAACAAUAUGAAGGAAGCUUCUGCCCCUUCCAAAGACAAAGAUAAAUCAAGGGUUUUAAAGGCCAAGAAGGCAGUUAAAACCUCUCCACACUCCCACCACACACAGGUUAGCUGCCUUUUGGCAGCCCAAGAUACCAUAUCUUCCAGAGGCAGCCCAGAAGUCCUCCCAAGAGCGCCUCUAGGAGAAACAAUCCAGCUUCAUUACUAUGCCAUCCCUAAUUUCUCUCUGACAACUGAAUCUGCCAAGAAGAUGACAGAAAAUAACACACUUGUGCUCACUGUGGAUGUCAAGUCCAACAAGCACCAGAAGUUCUAUGUCACUGAUGUAGCCAAGGUCAAUACUCUGAUGGCGUAA
Molecule: messenger RNA, 375 nt
Organism: Ictidomys tridecemlineatus (thirteen-lined ground squirrel)
Lineage: Eukaryota; Metazoa; Chordata; Mammalia; Rodentia; Sciuridae
Source: RefSeq, a predicted model, not a curated record